Octodon degus (degu) is the source of this 990-nucleotide messenger RNA. Its product is annotated as methyl-CpG-binding domain protein 4-like. NCBI's taxonomy places the organism in Eukaryota, Metazoa, Chordata, Mammalia, Rodentia, Octodontidae. The record is from RefSeq and is a predicted model, not a curated record. The transcript is spliced from 3 exons. The coding region runs from base 23 to 961 and encodes 312 amino acids. Gene Ontology annotation, molecular function: DNA binding.
CACUCAGUGUGCUGUUGCUGCCAUGACAGAAUGUCACAAGCCCGCCCUCUGUGGAUGGAAAAGGAUUGUGAAGCAAAGACUAUCUGGGAAAACAGCAGGGAGAUUUGAUGUGUAUUUCAUCAGCCCACAGGGACUGAAGUUCAGAUCGAAAAGUUCACUUGCUAAUUAUCUUCACAAAAAUGGAGACACAGCUCUGGAGCCUGAAGAUUUUGAUUUUACAGUUCUCUCGAAAAGGAGCAUCGAGUCGAGACGUAAGGACUCCAGCGUGGCAGCUCUGACAGCCCAGCAGCAGAACAGAAGUAACGUUUCAAACUGGAACCUUCGGACUCGAAGCAGGCAGAAAAUGGAUGUUUCUCCUCUGCCAGGUAGUACCUCAGAGUUGCCAGACAGCAGAGGACCACCUAACCUGGAUUCCAUCCAUGUGCUUUUGAGAGAAGAAGAGAGUGUUAGUGACAUUAACUCUGGGAAGGUAAGGAAGUUCAAAGGAAAAGUGACUGUUUUUAAAGGAAUUCAAAUGAAGAAAACCAGAAAACAGUGCAGCAACAGCCUUUCAGAUUCUGUCCAAAGUCAUACAAAAAGAGAAUCUCUGUUUAAUGAAGCAGAGGCUAAAUGUGCGUCUGUUGCUCAAGAUCAGCUUAGUAGAACUUUGUGCAUUUCUGACAGUAUAACUGAGGAAGAAAAGAGCCUCGUGAAAGAGAAGUCAUUGAGCUCACGAUCAGAUUUUCAUUUUGAACAAAUAACAUCUGGUAUCGCAAACAAAUCAUGUCCAACCACAGAAGGGGAACACGAGAAGUACAAGGAGACCUUUUUAGAAUCAGAGGAAAUCAGAAGAAAAGUAGACGAUGAGGAGAGAAAGGAACAUUUGCAUGCUGACAUUGUACAGUGUGGCUCUGAAAUGGACAACAGCUGCUUACAAAGCAAGAAACACUUUACUUCUGAGAAAAUACAUCCAGACUCUUGAGUGGAAUCCCACCACUCAGGAGGCUGAGG